Messenger RNA from Toxoplasma gondii ME49, 2858 nucleotides. RefSeq names its product guanine nucleotide-binding protein, putative. The transcript has 7 exons. Gene Ontology annotation, molecular function: protein binding. Bases 550 to 2667 code for a protein of 705 amino acids. Lineage: Eukaryota; Apicomplexa; Conoidasida; Eucoccidiorida; Sarcocystidae. The record is from RefSeq and is a predicted model, not a curated record.
CUUCUGUGUUUCGGAACACCUUCUCGAGGCCACUCCCCCGCCGCCGCGAAUAGAGGCUCCUCGGUUUUCGGAGGGGCUGCACUCAUGGGAAGGACCAUCCACGUCUUUAAUGGCCUAUUUCUGUACUCUGGAUAUUAUGUUGAAGAGGGGAUGGUACGCUCUGAAGUACCCUUCGCCAGAACUGGCUGUUUGUCAGCGUCCUGUUCUUAGUCACGCAGUGCCCAUCCCAUACUGGGUUCACUUGUUCAUGUGGGCAGAAGUCCAACUUUCUCUACAAGCCAUUCAAGCUCUUUCCUUGGCAGUGAACAGAGAUGCUCCAUGCGUCACGUUCAAAUGGAAGAGCACCUGUUAGUUUUAGAUUCGUGCCAGACAGGCGCCUUCUUAGUCGCCAAAGCCGAUCAGCUGCCUAAUUGCCGCCCAAGCCUGGUGGACAUCUAGGCAGGAACUUUGUCAUCAUUUUUGGGAUUUUCCCCAGUUUUUGUCCUCGUCAAGCUUCGUUAGCGUGAGGGUAGAGUCAUACCCCGCCAUUCGUCGGCUUUUUGUGCCACCAUGGCGUGUUCUGCCUCUUCCGAUAAUUCUUUCUUAUCGGGCAACCAGGACGCAGUUCCGCAAGAGCCGCCCUGUGGUGGAACACCCGUGGCUGAGGCUUUGGCACAUAGUGUAGAUUGCACAAGCACGCAUCUCAUUCCCGCCACUGAGGAAAUGCAAACGGAACCUGAAGUGAAUCUGCAUACCCCCGCCUCAGUUCUACGCCCAGAAAGCUCCGAUGGAGAGACCCGGAAAGCGUUCGAGAAAGAGCCUCUUGGAGAGUGUUUAUGGUCUGCAAAUGGAGAGCCAAACGAAUGUUCUAGUAGGAGUGUAGAGGCCCGCGAAACGGCGCAUGCAGUUGUUCCUGUAGGUGACUGCCUCGCUGAGCAGGUGCCGAGCGCCAAGGCUGAAAUGGACAGAGGAGUGGACGGUGAGGACUCCCCACCGUCUACAACCACGUCUGUGGACUCUCCAACUCCUCAUAUUAUUUUGAAGAAACGCUUCGCUCUCGUAGGCCUUGCGGAGGCAGCUUUCCGCGCACCUCUCGCUUCCUCAGACGAGGAAGACCUUCCAGCCGUGUCGGGGAAACCUGAUGGCGCCUCUCGGUGUUUCGACGCCUCACCGGAAACCACGAGAACAAGCAGGCGAAGAGCGCGCCCGUGUGAAGCAGGUAGUUCAGCGCCUCCGUCGGACACCAUUCUUUUGAAAGACAGACAGGCGGGAUGGUGCGAGGGGAGACGGUUUCUUCAUCGCAGCAGCAGCACUCAGCAACCGCAAGAGAGGCCAGCCAAGCCGAGGAAAACAGGCAACGAAAACUGUCUCCGAGGGACAGCCUGGAGUGUCGAUGGAAGUGCAUUUCUCACGUGGAGUGAGGACGCUGUUGUUCGGCUGUUCGCGACCCCAGAAGAGGAUACCUCCGAAAGAGCCGAGGGCUUCGUGGACGUUCCGGCCUUGGAUCCGUGGACAUGUGCCGAUGAAGGAGAGUUAAUUUUUGACUGCCUUUGGUUCCCAAGUCUUGACUGGACGCAGCCACGGACAUAUUCCUACGCCGUCACCAGCCGAGACCACCCUAUUCACCUAUACAGCGGAAUCGAUUGCUCUUUGCUCGCUUCGUACUCCUGCUACAACCACCUGGACGAAGUGGCUCACGCUUAUUCUCUGCUUUUUCAUCGCACAAAGCCACGGCUUUUCGCGGGGGGAAUAAGUGGUGUGCGCAUUUUCGAUCUCGAGCGACCAGGGCGGCAGCUGCAUGACAUCCUGUUUGCGACAAGGCGAGCGAAGCAUGGCCAGAAGGGAAUCAUCUCCUGUAUGGAUUUCAAGGCAUCCGGACCAGGCGCAAACAAGCUCUUUGCCUGUGGUUCGUACAGCCAGUCUGUGUGCGUGUACACCGAAGACUGCGGCGGGCGAAGAGGCGCUCUCCCAUACACUGCACCUACUCACUGUCUCCUUGACACGGCGACCUCUUGGGGAGGUGUCACCCAGGUCAAAUUCGUGGGGGAAAACCUGCUUGUCAGUGGCCACCGCCAAGAUGGUGUGAUGCGCUGCUGGGAUCUCCGCAAACCGGACACGCCGCUAGCUCGACUGGGACGCGCCACGACACAGAGCAGCCAAAAAUUCGCGUUCGACUCGCGUCCUUUAACUGACGAAGAUGAAGGAGAAAUCACCGCUUUGGUCACGGGUGACGAGCUCGGUCAGAUUUCUUUUUUCAGUCUCUCAUCGUGGAAGUGCAUUUACGCGCAUGCCAACGCACACCACGGCGAUCACAUAAACCCCGCGGCAGUCGUCGCCGCAGCGUUCCACCCGAGACGUUCUCUUUUGCUCACGGCUGCUGGAAGCAGACGGUUCCACGACUUCGCUGCAUCGACCUGCAGCAGUCCCGCUGUAUCUCCAGACCCUUCAGAUGUCUCUGACAUUGAAGAAAAAUAUUUUCGUGGAGACCGAACAAACGCGGCGUGUUUGAGUGAUAUGCAGCAAAGCGACGGCAGGCACCAGCCGCUCAGGGAUCACAGUUCGUCGGAAGUGGAGCGUGAAAUCAACUCAAAGAAAAAGAGACGAACAGACUGCAUCGAAGAGGACAAACACGCAACGGAAUCAAUUGAAGAAGGAUGCUCCGCAAAGAUAUGGCAGUGGGGAUACUAGGACAGAAGUGGUUGGAGACGGGGGAAAUCCACCGUUUCUACCUGAAAGUCAUGUGAUGUGAUUCUUCGCUUCAUUGGUGGUACUUUUGAAGACUGUAUGGAGACUCUAGGUGCACCAUUCGUUUGCCUCCAAUGUUUUGUCAAGAGCUGUGCUACACUGUAACGCUGUACACGAACAACCGAGGAUGCCGC